AUGCAAAAACUGACGGAGCGCAUAGAUGAUCUGAAGCAGAGAAUCGCUGCUUGGGGAAAGCGGGUUCAGCGAUAUACCGAGAGGUCGACUCGGUUCAACCAGAAUCGUCUCUUCAAGAGUGAUCAGAAGAGGCUCUAUGAAUCAUUGGAGCAACCAAUGGUAAGUGGAACGGGCCCAGCACUGAAUCAGGUCGACACUGUAACAUUCUGGCGCGGCCUGUGGUCAGAACCCGUAAACCACAGCGAGGGCUCUUGGACGGAAGUUGUGGCGAGUCAGUGUGCGAGUAUAACGCCCAUGGACCCCGUCAUUAUAACGCCGGAUGACGUAGCCGAGGCGGUCCGUAGGGCCCCGAACUGGAAAAGUCCGGGACUCGACGGGCUGCAUCACUACUGGCUGAAGGGGUUUAUGGUGUGUCACACUGUGCUCGCCCGACAGUUCCAAGAGGCUCAAGUCGCUCCCUGA
Messenger RNA from Parnassius apollo (apollo), 462 nucleotides. The record is from the annotation of a GenBank genome assembly. NCBI's taxonomy places the organism in Eukaryota, Metazoa, Arthropoda, Insecta, Lepidoptera, Papilionidae.